This is a messenger RNA of Synchiropus splendidus (mandarinfish), 651 nucleotides long. It is a transcript of the gene spmap2, whose product is annotated as theg spermatid protein. Gene Ontology annotation, biological process: spermatogenesis. Lineage: Eukaryota; Metazoa; Chordata; Actinopteri; Syngnathiformes; Callionymidae. The transcript is spliced from 5 exons. Bases 1 to 600 code for a protein of 199 amino acids. The record is from RefSeq and is a predicted model, not a curated record.
AUGACAACUCGGACGCAGCGGCUGGCUCUGCCCAAACCAAGCCUCCUCACACAUCCGGACCGCCGCUACUUACUCAGGCCGUCUCCCGUCUGGCCGGUGAGUCCGCGGGCGCUCCAGGCCGUGCCCUCGGAGCGGCUCUGUAAGCUGGCUCAACCCAAGACCCCGGCCGCGGGCUGGCAGCCAGAGCUCCCGCUGCUGACCCCACUGAGCAGAGCCACACAGACGGCCAUGGCCUCCCCAAGAACUUGCCAUCUCGCCCAACCCAAGAGGAGACAAGCUCUUUCUGAUCUCAUCCCGGGACCUGAAGCCAAGCCCUCUGGCACCUACAGAGCUUCCGCACACACCGAGCUGCUGGCCAGCCCAAAGCUCCAGCACCCCAAAUACAGAUGUGAGCGCUCGCCUCUCUGGCCCGUCUCCAGAGCCGCCAGGUCGUACACCGCCAGUCCCAGAGUGCUGGAGCUGUCCGGCCCCCGAGAGAGGAAGGACCCAAGCGAAGGUCAGGACACGGCCGCUGUCAGCAGGGCAGCCCUCUCUGCCAGUCCCUCCGCUCGCAUACGUCAGCUCUCGCUGCCACUGCCACGAAAGUGCUCGUCUAAGUAGGACGGCUGCGACCUGGAGGGCCAUCAGGUUCCACUGAGAUCAGAGUGUCUU